Messenger RNA from Nilaparvata lugens (brown planthopper), 540 nucleotides. RefSeq names its product piggyBac transposable element-derived protein 3-like. NCBI's taxonomy places the organism in Eukaryota, Metazoa, Arthropoda, Insecta, Hemiptera, Delphacidae. The record is from RefSeq and is a predicted model, not a curated record. The transcript has a single exon. The coding region runs from base 1 to 540 and encodes 179 amino acids.
AUGGUGAAGACUCCAAGGGGAACUUCAGAUGAGUAUAUAACGGUGUUCGAUGAUACUCCCGUAAGUAUUGUCUUGUGGCAUGAUAACCAGGUUGUGACACUUGGAUCAACUCUCUGUGGUGCUCUUCCAAUGGACAAAAUUAGAAGAUAUGACAGGAAAAACAAAACAUUCCAUGAAAUUCCCUGUCCAAAAAUUGUAAAAGUUUACAAUAAACAUAUGGGGGGAGUCGACCUGAUGGAUGCACACAUUGGGAGACACCAUAUAUCCAUGAAAAGCAAGAAGUGGUACUUUCGGCUCUUUUACCACUUAGUUGACAUGGCUGUGGUUAAUUCGUGGAUCCUCUUCUCUGCCAAGCAGAAUGGCAAGAAAAUGAGUCAAAAAGAAUUCAGAACUGAGUUGGCAGUGACACUUUGCAAUUUAGGCCUGAAAGAAACUUCAAAAAGAGGCAGACCAUCAGCAUCAAAGGAUGAGCAAGAGGUGACAAAGAGAAUGAAAGCAUCUGCAGCCACGAAACCUCCUCUGCCUGUGAUCAGAGACUGA